UAUUUUAUAUGUAAUAAAAGUUUUGUAUUAAUAAUCUUCUCUUCUUCUUCUUCAUGGUUUAUUGCUGACACCUUGACCUCUUCUUGGCCAACCUCUCCAAUGGCUCUUUCUCUCUCUAACUCGGCCAUUCUCUUCACAAAAUCCCCAAAAGCUUUCAAUAAUAUUAUUAUCAACCCACCUCAAACUCAUUAUCUAACAUCAUUAUUUCCGCGCCAAAAAUCUCAAUCUCGAUCAGAGUUACGAGUCCUUUACAGAACCGAUCACUCGUUAACAAAACUAGAAGAAGAAGAAGUACAAGCGGUAGACCGGCAGUCGGAACGGCGCCGUUUGGCCGACGUGUGGAGCGAGAUCCACGGCCAGGACGAGUGGGUGGGCCUACUGGACCCAAUGGACCCACUCCUCCGCUCCGAGCUUAUCCGGUACGGCGAGAUGGCCCAGGCCUGCUACGACGCCUUCGACUUCGACCCAUUCUCCAAGUACUGCGGUAGCUGCCGGUUCAUCCGCCGCAAGUUCUUCGAGUCCCUCGAGAUGAGCUCCACCCACCAAAACUACGACGUUUCCCGCUACCUCUACGCGACCUCCAACAUCAACCUCGCCAACUUCUUCAAGAAGUCCCGCUGGCCAAAAGUCUGGAGCAAGAACGCCAACUGGAUCGGAUACGUCGCCGUUUCGAGCGACGAAGCUUCUAGAACUUUGGGCCGCCGAGACAUCACCGUCGCCUGGAGAGGAACCGUCACCCACCUGGAAUGGAUCUCCGACUUAAUGGACUUCCUCAGGCCCAUAUCCGCCAACAGAAUCCCCUGCCCCGAUUCGAACGUCAAAGCCGAAUCCGGGUUUCUCGAUCUCUACACCAACAAAGACGAAACCUGCCGGUUCUGCAAAUACUCGGCGAGGGAACAGAUCCUCACGGAGGUGAAGCGGUUGAUGGAGAUUUACUCCGGAGAGGAAUUGAGCAUCACGAUAACCGGGCACAGUCUCGGAGCAGCGCUGGCGAUUCUGAGCGCGUACGACAUCGCGGAGACGGGACUGAACGUGGCGGCGGACGGGCGGGUCGUUCCGGUUUCGGUUUUCUCGUUUUCGGGUCCUCGGGUCGGGAAUUCGCGGUUUAAAGAGAGGUUGGAGUGGCUGGGGGUGAAGGUUCUGAGAGUGGUGAACGCUCACGAUGUGGUGCCGAAGUCGCCGGGGCUGGUUUUCAACGAGUGCGCGCCGGCGAUGCUGAUGAAGAUGGCGGAGGGAUUGCCGUGGAGUUAUUCGCACGUGGGAGUGGGGCUGGAGUUGGAUCACUGUAACUCGCCGUUCUUGAAGCCCACGAAGGACCUUGUUUGUACGCAUAAUUUGGAGGCUCUCUUACACUUGCUUGACGGUUACCACGGAAAAGGACAUAGAUUUGUGCUGGCAAGUGGAAGAGACCCAGCCCUAGUGAACAAAGCCUCUGAUUUCUUGAAAGAGCAUUACUUGGUCCCACCUUACUGGAGGCAAAACGAGAAUAAGGGUAUGGUGAGACACAAGGAUGGCCGUUGGAUUCAGCCCGAACGUCCCAAACUCGAUGAUCAUCCUGAUGAUAUUCACCGACAUCUCAAGCAAAUUGGCCUUGCUUCUGAUCACGACCACGCAUGAUUAAUUAAUUUGUCACACCAAAUAAUUAACAACCUCCUAAUUAUCAUUUGGUUGUUUUUCUCCACGCAUGUAAUAUAUGUUCUGUAAAUCUCUACGUACUUAUAAUAUCUAAUAAGAUAAAGCGUUUAUACGAGGA
Morus notabilis is the source of this 1753-nucleotide messenger RNA. Its product is annotated as phospholipase A1-Igamma1, chloroplastic. The record is from RefSeq and is a predicted model, not a curated record. The transcript is spliced from 2 exons. Gene Ontology annotation, molecular function: glycerophospholipase activity. NCBI's taxonomy places the organism in Eukaryota, Viridiplantae, Streptophyta, Magnoliopsida, Rosales, Moraceae. Gene Ontology annotation, biological process: lipid metabolic process. Bases 100 to 1617 code for a protein of 505 amino acids.